AUGUCCUCUUCCUCCCCACCGGGCAGAUUGCAAGUGCGGCGGAUAUCAAGCAGGGAGAAUGGGAUGGAAAGCGCCUCGGAAGGACAGGAGGCGCACCGAGAAGUGGCGGGGGGCGCGGGCGGCUGGGCUGAGCCCCCGGCUCCAGCCCCUUUCCCUCUGGAGCCGGGGGACGCCGCGGCUGCCUCCAGGGUAAGCCGGGAGGAAGGGACAGCGGCAGCCGGAGCGGCAGAUCAGGUACAACUCCACUCGGAACUUCUGGGCAGGCACCAGCACACAGCCGCCCGCAGGCCCCCGCUGGCCUUCUCGCCGGACCACGUCGCCUGUGUGUGCGAGGCGUUGCAGCAGGGGGGCAACUUGGACCGCCUGGCCCGGUUCCUGUGGUCCCUGCCCCAGAGCGACCUGCUACGUGGCAACGAGAGCCUGCUGAAGGCGCGAGCGCUCGUGGCCUUCCACCAGGGCAUCUACCCUGAGUUGUACAGCAUCCUCGAGAGCCCCAGCUUCGAGUCGGCCAACCAUCCGCUGCUGCAGCAGCUCUGGUACAAGGCGCGCCUAACCGAGGCCGAGAGAGCGCGCGGCCGGCCGCUGGGCGCCGUGGACAAAUACCGGCUGCGCAGAAAUUCCCCUUGCCCCGCACCAUCUGGGACGAGGCGAGGAGACGUGUAUUGUUUCAAGGAGAAGUCGCGCAACGCGCUCAGGAGCUCUAAAAACAGAAUCGCUACCCCCUCGCCCGCCGAGAAGCGGCACCUAGCCAAGAUCACCGGCCUCUCUCUCACCCAGGUCAGCAACUGGUUCAAGAACCGGCGGCAGCGCGACCGGAAUCCCUCCGAGACCCAGUCCAAAAGUGAAUCAGAUGGCAACCCCAGCACUGAAGACGAAUCCAGCAAGGGACACGAGGAUUUGUCUCCUCACCCACUUUCGGGUGCAUCUGACGCCGUCACCAACCUCAGCCUUUCCAGCCACAUAGAGCCAGUAUAUACAUGCAACAAUUGGAAAUGCUAAGAUAUCAACUAAGCUCUUUCUGGAGUUUUGUUGAAUGGAAGCUUGGUACCUGCAAGUACUUCACCUGUCUUCCUUAAUGGCAAUUCUUUUAUUCAGGGACACAAUGGAGUUCUCCUUAAUGGACUGAAUGUGGGAAAUACACAGACAGUAUCACUGAACCCACCAAAAAUGUCUUCAAACAUUGUGAGCAAUGGCGUAGCCAUGACGGACAUCCUGGGGUCCACCUCCCAGGAUGUGAAGGAAUUCAAAGUCCUCCAGAGUUCUGCUGUGAACUCAGCCGCCACCAGCUCCUACAGCCCUAGCGCCCCCGUGUCAUUCCCAGGGCUGAUACCCUGCACUGAGGUGAAAAGAGAAGGCGUCCAGACAGUGGCCUCCCAGGAUGGGGGCUCUGUGGUGACUUUUACUACACCAGUGCAAAUUAACCAGUACGGCAUUGUCCCAGAUCCCAUUCCGGGAGCAAACGGCCAGUUCCUUAAUGGGAGCCUUGGAUUCUCUCCGCUGCAGCUGCCUCCUGUCUCGGGUAGCAGCUUCACAAGCUAUUGGGGAAAUGCUGCAUAUGUUGUUAUUUAUGACUCUGCCAAAACAGUAAUUUUGUGCUUAUGUCUGCUAGUAAACAGUUUCACUGACACCCAAAGCAAACCCUGCAAAAUGGAGAAGAGAGAUGAUGGAAGAAGAGAGAGGAGAAUGGAAGAGAGAGAAGAUGAGGAGACGGAGAGGACGGAGUGCAAACGAAAGAGGAGAGAGAGGGGUAGUAAUGGGAUGAGCCAGAUUAGAGAGAGAGACAGAGAGAUGCAGUGGUCCUACACUGUUCCUAAUUCAGGCCAGACUGUAGGAGCUGUGAAACAGGAAGGAUAGGAAGAGGCCGUUUUGGUUUUUCUCCGGCUUAUGCCUGUCAAUCACAAUACACAAGUAAACGCAAGCCUGUCCUCUGAGGAUAUCUCUGGGAGUGGCCUCCAUCCCCUAGGCUCUUCGCUGGUUAAUGUGUCCCCAGCUCACAGUUUUUCCCUGUCUCCCCCUACACUACUAAAUCCCACUGAGCUAAACCCUGACCUUGCUGAGAGCCGGCCAAUGUCUGCACCUGUGGCAAGCAAAUCUACUGUGACCUCUGUCAGCAACACUAACUAUGCAACCCUUCAGAACUGUUCCCUUAUUACCGGUCAAGACCUAUUGUCGGUCCCCAUGACUCAGGCUGCCCUGGGGGAAAUUGUUCCUGCCCCCGAAGAGCCCGUGAGUCAUUCCUCGCCAGCAGUACACCAGGAUUUUGUCAGAGAACAUCGCUUGGUCCUGCAGUCGGUAGCUAACAUGAAAGAGAAUUUCUUACAAAAUUCUGAGAACAAAACAACAAACAACUUAAUGAUGUUGGACUCCAAAUCCAAGUAUGUCCUGGAUGGCAUGGUUGAAACUGUCUGUGAAGAGCUGGGAACGGACAAGAAAGAGCUGGCCAAGCUCCAAACCGUCCAGUUGGACGAAGAUAUGCAAGACUUAUAA
Molecule: messenger RNA, 2487 nt
Organism: Arvicola amphibius (Eurasian water vole)
Lineage: Eukaryota; Metazoa; Chordata; Mammalia; Rodentia; Cricetidae
Gene: Six4
Product: SIX homeobox 4
Biological process (GO): regulation of transcription by RNA polymerase II
Cellular component (GO): transcription regulator complex; nucleus
Molecular function (GO): RNA polymerase II cis-regulatory region sequence-specific DNA binding; DNA-binding transcription factor activity, RNA polymerase II-specific
Source: RefSeq, a predicted model, not a curated record